Molecule: messenger RNA, 2937 nt
Organism: Anopheles cruzii
Lineage: Eukaryota; Metazoa; Arthropoda; Insecta; Diptera; Culicidae
Gene: side
Product: hemicentin-1
Exons: 15
Coding region: 1-2937 (978 amino acids)
Molecular function (GO): protein binding
Source: RefSeq, a predicted model, not a curated record
AUGGUGCAAUCCGAGCUGUCGUCGGCGGCGGCGGCGGCGACGGGUGAUGGUCGUCGCAGGUCGUUAAAAUCCGAUCCAUCACACCCGAAGAUGUAUCGAUGUCGCAAGCGGCUCGACUUACAGCAGCAACAUCACAAAUGCAAAAGCUACCGUAGAACGUUCGCGGAGGUGGCCGAGUCGAGCCGAGAGUGCCGGCUUCCGCCGCCACCGCCGCCGUCGCCGUCGCCGUCGCCAGCUGAUGGCCGAAUCCCGGUGGAGGCGCACGUAUGCGGACCCCACCGGACAGCAGCACCGGAAGCGUCUUCCAGCGGCGACCCUUGGGAGCUAAUUACGCCGCACUGCACCGGCGGCGGGGCGGUGGGGACCCUGCCGCCCACCGUGCCCCAGUGCCAGCCGCGGAGGUGGCGGCCUCUGUCGGCACGGCGGCACCUCUUCUGGACCAUCGUGCUCUUCCUGUGCGCUGGACUGUGGACAAAAACCGGAUGCGACGACACCGAGCAGUUCCAGAAAAACAGGAAGUUCACACCAACCACCGCCACGGUCGACACCAUUCCAGCGCGCAUCGUGUGGGCCGCGAUCGAUCACGACGCCGAGCUACCGUGCGACAUUACGGCUCCGUCGGCGCAGGACGGCGUGAAGCUGGUGCUGUGGUUUAAGGAUUCCACCGGCAUCCCGCUGUACAGCUUGGACUCCCGCAGCGGCGUGCCGAUCUCGGCCGCCCAGCACUCGACGAUUGCCAACGAUCUGGGUCAGCGGCUGUUCUUUUCCGUCGGCGCGACGCCAAAGGAGGCGCGCCUGCAGAUUCGCAACAUCAAAACGUCGGACGGUGGCGUGUACCGGUGUCGGGUGGACUACUUCAACUCGCCCACGCGAAACUACCGAGUCAAUUUGACGCUGGCUGUUCCACCGGACGAACCGAGGAUAUUUGACGCCCAGGGAAAGGAAAUUUCAACCGUUGCCGGCCCGUUCCGUGAAGGCCACGAGCUGUUCCUGUCGUGCCAAGUAUCCGGUGGGCGGCCUCCUCCGCGAGUGACGUGGUGGCGCGAUGGGGUCGAGAUCUCCAGCACCAGCCACCCGUCGGCGGUCGAGGGUGCGGCGGCCAUGGUGAACCAGCUGUUCAUCAGCACCGUCACGCGGGACUUCUUCGGCUCGAAGCUGCAGUGCCGGGCGGCCGGUUCGAAGCUGGUGGCGGCCGUGUCGAAGGAAGUGUCCAUCCAAGUGCACCUGAAACCGCUGCGGGUGAAAAUUGUGUCGCCGAACGAGCUGCUGACCGCGGGCCGUCCGGUUCCGAUCCGCUGCGAGGCCUGGGGAUCGUUUCCGGCGGCCAAAAUCGUGUGGCUGCUGGACGGCGAACCACUGCGCAGUGCCGACAUCACGGUGCACACCGACAGCAUCGACGCCAAUCUGACCUCCAGCAUCCUGACGUUGCGCGUGGCGGCCGAAAACGAUGGUGCCGAGCUGAGCUGCCGGGCCUCGAAUCCGUGGUUUUCCGGCAGCGCCAUCGAGGACAAGCGCGUCAUAAGUGUUGCGUACGAACCCGUCGUGUCGGUGCAUCUGGCGAACGAGGAUCCGAGCCGCGUGAUAACGCGGGCCGAGGGCGAAAACGUCACACUCAAGUGCCGAGCCGACGCCCGACCGCCAGUGUCGUCGUUUUCCUGGUACAAAAACAACAUGCGGAUGUCCGGCGAAAAUGGAGAAACCUUGUACUUGACGCAGCUGGAGCGGGAAAGCGCCGGAUCGUAUGCAUGUGCCGCGUCGAACACCGAGGGCGAAACGCGCAGCUCAUCGUUAACGCUCAAGAUACAGUAUGCGCCACGCUGCAAACCGGGAACGGAGCAAACGUCGGUCGGUUCGCUCAACAUGCACUCGCUGCACGUCAAAUGCGAGGUCGAGGCCGACCCACCGGACGGGGUGCGGUUCAGCUGGACGUACAACAACACCCGCAACGUGUCGCCGGUCCUGAACUCGCGCAUCAGCUCGCACGGGCUCGUCAGCACCAUGACCUACCUCCCGCAGUCGGACUCGGAACUGGUGACGCUCGCCUGCUGGGCAAUCAACAACGUCGGCCGUCAGACGGUUCCCUGCCUGAUACACAUUUUACCCGCAAAGAUCCCAGAUACUCCCCGGAACUGCGAGCUGCACAACGACACGGUGCUGGAGGUGGUGUGCCAGGCCGGCGGCGACGGUGGUCUAAUGCAGUCGUUCCUGCUCGAGGUCGUCGGCGGUCCGGUUCCGUCGGUUUACAAUGUGGACUUCACCCGGGGGCCCCCGACCGAGAUCGAUAAUGAAAUUUCCACCAUGAACGACCAGGCCACAUUAGCGCCAUUAUUUCGCAUCCAGGAGCAGAUACCGCAGUUUAAAUUGCACAGCUUAGAACCGGGACGUGACUAUCAGCUGCUGGUGUACGCCGUCAACGCAAAGGGCAAAAGUGAUCCUCCGUUCGUUAUCGAUAAAGUGCGCGUCGGGUCGGCCCUCGUGCCACCGUAUGUGGACGAAACUAUCAUCUCGGAAGACCCAACGCCAGCGGAAACGUCCCACCAGAACAAGCAAAAGCAGCAGUCGCAGAUGGUGAUGUUCGCCGCCGUGGCAGCCGCCGUAGGAGUCAUCAUAACCUCAAUUAUCGUGGCCGGUUUCGUGGCGAUAUGCAGGCUCAAACGACCGAAACCACCCGAGCCCCAGGAAGUCCGGAAGCGCAUGCGACCUGCCAGAACCGAUGUGCCAUCAAUGUACGCCGAGGACGAUGUGUUCGAUGAUGAGUAUCAGCGGCAGCUGGAUGUGCGCUGCAGUCGUGCCUCGUCGACCAUUAGGAGUAGUCGUUACGUAUCGGAAGGAUUUGUACAGUAUUCGCAACCUAGUCUUAAUGUUUAUAUUGCAGAUCCUGAUCUGAUACUGCCGCGCGGAGGAGAUAUCGAGUUCACGACACUUGCCGGAGCUUAA